CAGAAAGACACGUUGCACGCAGACGGUUAAAUGAUCGGAGCCGCUGAGUCGAGUUGAGUCGGUCUGUUUCAUUCAACCAGGGAGGACAGAAGGAAGUUACCCAGACCUUAAAUAAAAUAACACCACUAUCUGGAACCACAGAGACACAUAAUGGCUUCUAAUAAUGUCUCGGCCGGUAAAUGGGAGGUGGUGAAGAAAGGGAAGAAGGGCAGCAGCAGCUCCGGAGGACCAGCAGCAGCAGCAGGAGGAGGAAACAAGAACCAGACCGAGAAGAAGACCAGCAGCGGGGCGAGGAAAGCUCUGGUCGAGUCCAACCAGACAUCCAGACCGCCCAUAGUGAUGUCAGAGACUCUGUACGACAACUUUGAGAAGAUGGGAAAGAAGCAGAACAAGGAGCAGGUUCCCCCGCCAGCCGAGCCUGAAAAUAAGAAGCCAUCAUCAAGUAAACCAUCCAAGAAAUCACACUCCAGCAGUCCAGUCGCCCCCACAACUCACAAGACCCUCGAGGAAGCCUUCAAAACUUUGGAUGUCGGGGACCUUAAGCAGCAGCUGGCCCGCAGUCAGACCUUGUUCCCAGAAAACCCAUCAGUGUGGGUCAAAGACCUGGCGGGAUACCUCAACCUCAAUCUGACAGCGCAGGAGAGCGAGCCCACACUCAGCAGCUAUGCUCACGACUACCCAUACUGCCUUUCAGGAAAAGAGCUGAAGGCUGUGAUUAAAGGCCUCAUCGGGCGCUGCAGCGACAUUCUGCCAGAUUUCUUCGACCACUGUGUUUAUACGAUGCUCAGGGAGCUGGACAGACAGACAGGAGAACCUCUGCAUGGCUACAGAGUUUGCAUCCAGGCAAUCCUGCAGGACAAACCCAGGAUAGCCACCAUAAACUUGCCAGAGUAUUUGGAGUUACUGCGAUCUGUUCAGAAUCGUCCUGUGAAGUGUUUGACCAUCAUGUGGGCUCUUGGCCAAGCCGGGUUUUAUGACCUCAGCCAGGGAUUAAGAGUGUGGCUGGGUAUCAUGCUUCCUGUGCUGGGAGUGAAGUCCUUGUCUUCAUACGCCAUCGCAUAUCUGGAGAGACUCCUCCUACUUCAUGCAAACCUGACUAAGGGAUUUGGCAUCAUGGGUCCUAAAGAGUUCUUUCCUUUGCUGGAUUUCGCCUUCAUGCCCAAGAACGCCCUGUCAUCAGGUCUGCAGGACCAGCUGAGGCGUCUGUACCCUCGACUGAAGGUCCUCGCAUUUGGAGCCAAACCUGAGAGCACAUUACACACAUACCUGCCAUCAUUUCUGUCCAGAGCCACACCGCACUGUCCAGACGACAUGAAGAGAGAGCUGCUCAGCAGUAUGACGGAGUGUUUGUGUGUGGAUGUCCAGAGUCUAGGAGUGUGGAGGCAGCUCUAUACCAAACACUUACCCCAGUCCAGUCUGCUGUUGAACCAUUUAUUUAAGUCCUGGAAUAUCCUGCCACCAAAGCUCCGGAAGAACCUUGAAGAAACAAUCCAGUCUUUCAAAGUGACCAAUGAGGAGAUGAAAGACACCGUUGAAACUCAGGAGCUUCAGGACUGCAAUAACCUGUGUCAGAAUCUGCAGGUCAAGAUGCGUGGUCGUGGGUUCCCCUGGUCCAAACUGCUCAUGGUUCUGCUCGUGUUCGCCGCCGGCUUCAUCGCACAUGACAUCAGAUCUCAAGGCUCCUUCGCAGACUCCACCACAGCCUUGUAUCUGCGCAACUCAGGGGUCACCGCCGUAUCCCAGCAGGCCUGGAGCAAAAUAAAGGUCUACUCUACACAGGGUUUCAGCUGGUUGGAGACAAACACUCCUCAUUACUACUCUGAGUGUGCGCGGGUUCUGGGGCCACUAAUGGAACAAGGUUUGGAAAAGACGAAAACAGCCGCCAUCUUCAUCUCUGAAAACACCACGCAGUUUAUCCUCUGGGUCAAAGAAAAGACGCCGCAGGCUAUAGAAUGGGUGAACACCAACACGCCCGACAGUGUGUUCCAGGUGUUGGCGUAUUUAAAGGAGCUGCUCCUCUCCCUCCAUCACAACUACAUCCUGCCAGCGCUGGCGUACAUUUCUGAACUGCUACAACGAGCGUGGGCCAACCUACAGGACUCCUGCAACGGCGAGGUGUCUGUAUCGUGUCUGCAAGGCCACGCUGUGUCCUUCACCAACUCAACGUGGCAGCUGCUCCAACACACGACGUCGGCCAUCAAGACGUGGGCUCAGGAGCUGCUGACACGAGCGUGAUGACAUCACAGAUGCUGAAUAAUUAACACACACACACAUAAUAUAUACACACAUGAAGUUAUAUACACACACGCACAGACACGCUGACCCAAUCUGAGGCUGCCUUUCAGUGCGUCGGCUCCCGUCUCAAGCCGUGAUUGGACGCUGUGGGGUCAGACAAACAAACUCUCACUCAAAAGGACCCCUUCGAUCUCUUCUAUCUCUUGUUUUGGCUACAUUUUUUAAAAUCAGUUUGCUGUUGUAUAGAUGUUUUUUUCUACCAAUCUUUUUGUCAGUGCUGGACGCAGAGGUCGUAUCUCUCUCUCUCUCUCUCUCUUUUUCUCUCCCUGAGUUUUCUACUGCAAAUUUCAGCUGUUGCUUUAACCUUUGGGUUAAACAGAUUGUGUAAUUUAUAGAAAAAUGUAGGUUUGUAGAUGAUUUAUAAACCAUUUUUAUUUAAAGAUAUAUAUAUAUAAAAAAAGUGUUAUGUGAAAACUUGGUAAAGGGCAGGGAACAGACCAAAAACGAUAUUCCAGACUUCUCUAAGCCACUGAAGACCUCAUUAGCUGACUUCUGAGCGCCACUUCAUCUCCGGAUCAGAUGCGGUAUGUUCAUGUGUGUCAGGCUCAGUAAAAAGCCUUCAUCAAACCUGAGAAUCUGUCCAGUGGGCAGCUCACAGUGUAAAGCCUUCAACAGGAAAGAUAUCGUGGGUAAAAGGGUCAAAACUGCUGGUGAAACAAGUCUCUCAUCAGUCACAAAAGGUCCAGAAGAAGAAGAAAUCUACCUGCUGUCUCGUUUUUGCUGCUUCGUCAUCUGUCUGCUGUUUCUCGUGCUUUUUCAUUUGCCAUCAGUAGCUCAACACCGGAGCUGAAAGCAGUGUUCUCAUACGUGAAGGCUGAUGAUAUUCUGUGUGUGUGUGUGUGUGCGUGUCUGUGUGGAUCAACAAGCUUAUUCUCAAUAAUGGGAUCAUGAUUAACCCCCGUGCCAAUGUCCUCCUGAAUAACCCCCCCCCCGCCCGUCUGGGCAAGGCAAACAUUUCUGACCAGCUGAUUCACUAACCCUUCCUUGUAAAACGAGAUGUUAUGAUGGAUAUGGCAAUGACUAAUGUCUUACUUUGUAAUGUAAAUGAUUUAUAAUAAAGAAUUCAACCCCA
Sebastes umbrosus (honeycomb rockfish) is the source of this 3367-nucleotide messenger RNA. It is a transcript of the gene tmem214, whose product is annotated as transmembrane protein 214. Bases 151 to 2235 code for a protein of 694 amino acids. The record is from RefSeq and is a predicted model, not a curated record. Gene Ontology annotation, cellular component: endoplasmic reticulum; Golgi apparatus. The transcript is spliced from 17 exons. Lineage: Eukaryota; Metazoa; Chordata; Actinopteri; Perciformes; Sebastidae.